Molecule: messenger RNA, 2870 nt
Organism: Capsicum annuum
Lineage: Eukaryota; Viridiplantae; Streptophyta; Magnoliopsida; Solanales; Solanaceae
Exons: 12
Coding region: 616-2496 (626 amino acids)
Source: RefSeq, a predicted model, not a curated record
AAAUGCAACUUCUUUGUUUCACCAAAAAAAAAAAAAAAAAGGUACUGGUUCAACAGUUAGUUUUUAAACACUUUAGCCACACUACGGGCCAUCCAUGUAAUUUCCUAGUUUGAAAGAAUUUACCCAGCCCACAAGAUAAGCCAAAAUCGCGAGCCAAAUCAAUCCAAAUCUGAGUCCACAGUUGUAAGUCGUUUCUACUAUGGCUGCCGGAAAAGUCCAAACGACCUGAACCCCACUAUCCCGUCUCCACAAAAACCCAGCAGAGUUGGAGGGUUUCCCAUUUGGAUUACUAUUCCGGUCUAAGAUUUGAUGUUCAUCUUGGAAGGUCCAUUUCUAACCCAAUCUUUUGUUCCCUUGUCCUUGUGCCGUUUCAGGUUUAAUAAAUGAUACUUUGUGUAUCAUGCUUUUUUGUUUGGUGAUGCUUCGACUCCUCGACAAUCCAUCUAUGGUGGUCGACUGGGAUUUAUUUUGGUUAGCGGGUCGGGUUUUAUCGGCUAGGCAGAUUAAUUUCUUUUGAUUGGAAAGAAAAAACCAUGUACAUGAGAAAUUUGGGACUUGGAAGUUAACAAAUGAGUGGUCAAUAUGGUCUCAAAAAUUGGAUGAACAAGGAUAGCUAUGAGAGAGCAUUCGAGCAGGAAGAAGAAAAUAAAACAAGAAGAACCAGCCACUUCGUCGUCUGAAUCAUCUUCCGAAUCUGACUAUGCAACAGAUAGCUCCUCCGAUGAUGAAAAAAGGCGGAAGCGUCGGCACAAACGGCGUCGCGUGGAGGAGAAGAGUCGGAGGAGUUCCUCAAGGAGCGACAAGCAUAGGGAUAGGAGAAAGAGAGAAAGGAAGCGCAUAAAGAAGCGAAAGCAUAGAGGUGGCAACAACAGCAGUAUGAGGAGAUCAAAACGCGAGGGGAAGAGGAAGUAUUCGGAUUCUAAUGAGUCUGACUCUGGUUCCGGGUCGGACUGUGAUGAUUCCCAGCCUGAGCGGUCAAGGGAGAGUCCUGAUGACGUGGUCAAAGUCAUAUUGCAGGAGUUCCCUACUGUAGCUGGUGAUUUGGAACAGCUUCUACAAAUGAUUGAUGAUGGACAAGCUGUAGAUAUAAGGGGUUUAUCUGAAAAAUUGUUGGUCAAGCAUCUGCGGAAGUUGUUUCUGUCCUUAAACCUUAAGGAAACGGGUGAUCAUGUCUUUCUAUUACCAUCAAAAGCAAUUCCUACUUUGGAGACGGUAGGACCCUUAAUCCGCACCCAAAUGCAACUUCAAAGUCAGGAGUUUCAUCAGAAUGAUGAACAGUUCAAGCCAUUGGAUUCGGGAGUUGGACAGGAAAAUUGUAAUGCCAAUUUGGGUUUGCAAAAUGAAGAAGCUACUAGUUAUAAUGCCAAUUUGAGUUUCCCAAGUGAUAAUACUACCACUUACAAUGCUAAUUUAAGCUUGCUUGCCGAAGAAGAUACUGGCCCUAAAAGGAGGGUGAUUGGCCCUGCAAUGCCUUCUGCAGAACUACUUGCUGCCGCAGCUAAGUUGACUGAAGCACAAGCGGAGCUGAGGGAUGUUGAGCUGGAGGAAGAUACUGAAACGUUUAUAGGACCUCCACCUCCUGCUUUGGUGACUGAGGUAGAAUCAACAAACGAGGCCGAGCGGUUUGAAGAGGUUACAAGAAUCAUGGGAGCAGACACAGACAACUCAUAUGAUGUUUUAGGUGCGAACAGAAAUAUGUUGAGUGAUAACAUGAAGAAAAGGUACUGGAAGUUGUCUCUUAUGGUGCAUCCUGAUAAGUGCACUCAUCCUGAAGCUCACCAAGCAUUCAUCAAGCUGAACAAAGCCUUCAAAGAUUUGCAAGAUCCAGAUAAAAGGAAAUUUCUGGAUGAGAAAAUAAAGCGCAAGGAAGAACAAGAAGAAAUUAAGGCAGAUUUACUAGCUAUGCGUGAAGCCGCCCAAUGGAGGCGUCUACAAGGUAUCUCCAUGGAAGGUGAUGAUCUGCUGUUAGCAGAGACGGAGGUCAAAGUUGCACCAAAAAGGGAUGAAUGGAUGACAACACUGCCCCCUGAAAGAAAAGCUGGCGUCGUGAACAUGCACUCAACGACGAGCUUUAGCAAGAGCUCAAAAGAAGGCCGUGGUGAUACUAGUGUCUGGACAGACGCCCCAUCAGACCGAGCUCAAAAAGCCAAAAUGAAUUAUUUGGAAGCCUUUAAUGAGGCUUCAGCACUUGCUUCAAAAGAACAAGAAAAAAGUAGAGCAAGUGUUGAUGCUGAGCUGGUGGAACAGUAUAAUAGAGCGAGACGAUCAAAAUCUAUGGUAGAAAAGCACCAAGAGACAGCUCGGGCCAAGUCAAAGAAAAAAUGUAAGCAGGAAUCCGCGAAAGAAGAAUGGGAAGGAAAUCAUCCAUGGAAACCUUGGGAUCGUGAGAAAGAUUUGACAGCCGGAAGGCAAAAUGUUAAGCUUGAUGCCGCGGACAUGUCUCAGGGUCUCACUUCCAGGUUUUCUUCUGGAUCCUUCCAAAGGAACUUCCUCUAGCAGAGUUGUGGUGGUCGUCUUCGAUAUAUGAAUUUGUAUUGGCCCUUAAUAUAUUUUAGCUUGAAAGAGAUUUCCUGAACGUGCAUCCUCAAGUAGAUCCAGACCAUCGAGCUGUGGCUUAUAAGUUGCAGCAUGAAAUUGUUGUUAUUGCUUUUUAAUGCAUAGAUUGGAGAAUAACGAAUCGUAUCUUCAGGCAUACCAGUUCAAAAAGCCUCAUACACUUCAUCGUAUCUAUUUAGUCUAUUUUUAUAAAUUGAGAUGGUCCGAAAUAAUGACAACCAAAGUUUAGAUACUCGAAAUAGUUCCUAGUCAUUGUAUUUAUUUUCUAAUGCUAAAAACACUUUGUUUUUAACGGAGAGUUAUUUUUAUUCUCA